Caenorhabditis angaria is the source of this 1078-nucleotide messenger RNA. The record is from the annotation of a GenBank genome assembly. Lineage: Eukaryota; Metazoa; Nematoda; Chromadorea; Rhabditida; Rhabditidae.
AUGACUAUCAUGCCAACCGUAGGAGAAGGUGAUGCCAACAACAAUUCAAUCGACGAGGAACAAUAUGGUAAUCCGGAUAAAUUGUCAGAAGACGAACGUGAGCAAAUCAAGGAACAAUUUGACACUGCUUUUUCUGCUGGUGCAGAGAAGGCAGAAGGAUUAGUCGAAACUGAGUAAUUUUUAUUGUUUCUAAGGUUCACAAACUGCUAGGAGUCUGCGAUUGCUCUAAAAUUAACUUUCUUAGGGCAAAAUUUACAUUCUUCCGAGCACAAACCUCCAGCUCUCUUUUUCUCUAAUUAGCUCAAAAUGUUUUUCAAUGAAAAUUAAAGUUCAUAAUAUAAGGCAGAUUCUAACAGUUAGAACCAUUUUUUGUUUCUUUUUGUUCUUUUUCAAUAAAUUUUGUGAAAAAAAUGUGUUUUUGAUUUGAAAAAAGUCUGGGAAAUGAUCAAAAAUGGUGAAAAAUUGGUGGGAAAAAGUUGAAAAAUUGACCAAAAAAUGGUGAAAAAUUUUUUGGUGCAUUUUUUUGGUCAAUUUUUGUUCAAAAUUUUUUUUUGACCAAAAAUUGACCAAUUUUUGGUCAAACUCCCAGGACCAGUGCAAUAUGUCGCAACGCUUUUUCUCGAAUUUAACAGUAGUUUUGCAAGAUUUAUGUGUAUAAAUGCAAAUUUCAGCAUGACAUGUUGGUGGUGGAUUUCGAGCUUUUGAUAUUUUUCUACUGAUUACACUAGUGACGGCCCAAUAGCAUAUCUUCCAUUGAUUUUUUGUCGCUGAUCCAAGUUUUCAAUACAUUAUUUUUGUUAUCCAAGUUUUUCACCAUUUCUUUCAUCUUACUCUUUGUGUGGCUCAACUUUUCGAAUUCAAUGUCUGUCAAAUUAUCUUCUUUCGCGGCGAGAGUUAGCAAGAAAACAAAAAUAUCGAUCCAGCUAAUCCCAUCAAGAUAUGAAGUGAAGGGACAAUUACAUGUGAUAAUUUCACUAGUUUGAAGAUAAUCACGGAGCCAAUUUGUACUGAAUUAGCACCAGUCAAAGCAUCAUUAGCAUAUGAUUGUACUGUUCGAAGGAUAGCAUCACCAUUAUAA